GCCCGGCCGCCUGCUGCCGCGUAGCGCGCUCACUCUCCUCUGCGAGUUUGACAGGAGUUCCGACGGGGCUUUUUUCGCCGCAGGUCCGUGGAGGAGGGAGCAGCCGCCCACGCCGCCAACUCCAGCCCGGGCUUCUCUCGCCUGGAUCACUCCCCCGCCCACUCGCCAGAGAAGCAAGGAAGCCGACCCGGACCUGGCGACCAGCCCUCCUCGGAGCAUGUCGGAGCCCGGAGCCCAGACAACGGCGGCGGACAAGGAGUCCUCCAACCUGGUGCUCUUUGCCAUUUUUGCCUUUGGAGCCUGUGGUUCUUUCAGUGCAGAAACCGGGGCCACUGUGAAAUGCAACAAGGCCCCUAAAGAGACAUCUGCUAUUACUGUGCAGUUUGGAUAUCCUUUCAGGUUGUAUAAGAUCCCAUUUGAUAUGCCAGAUUGUAUUGAAGGAUCGACUGCUAAAAGAGUGCUGCAUCUCAUGGGAGACUUUUCUGCACCAGCUGAAUUCUUUGUGACCUUGGGUGUUUUUUCUUUUCUUUAUACUAUGGCAGCUCUUGUAAUAUAUCUACGAUUUCACUCCCUCUAUAAUGAGAAUAAGAGGCUACCUUUUGCGGACUUCUGCGUGACUGUGUCAUUUACCUUUUUUUGGCUAGUGGCAUUUUCAGCUUGGGGCAAGGGUCUGUCAGAUGUGAAAGGAGCUACACGGCCUUCCAGCCUCAUUGCAGCCAUGUCAGUGUGUCAACUCAAAAGCGCAGUGUGCAACGCUGGGGCCACCCCUUCUAUGGGUUUGGCCAACAUCUCUGUGCUGUUUGGUUUUGUCAACUUUAUACUUUGGGCUGGAAACUGCUGGUUUGUUUUUAAAGAAACCCCUUGGCAUGCACAGACCACCAACAAGGAAAGCUCUGCUGAACAAGGAGCUGUUGAUAAGCAAUAAGGAAACCCCACCCCAUUGAAGCCUUCUUCCCUCCACCCCCACAAAUCAAGAACAUGCAGUCCCUUUGCUCAUCCCAUUGUAACCCAUUGUGCAGGAAAUAUUGUCUUCUCUGCCAUCUUUGCUACUGUUCAGCAGUCAUAUCGGCUUCCCUUUGUGACUGAUAUGGGAUGCCUUUCUCCAGCUGCGAUCAUUGGUCCUCUUGUGGUCGUAGACAUACCGACUGUUCAUAGUUACAACAAAACUCUUCUUUGUCUGGAUUUUUUUUUUAUAAACAUACGCUACUGUACAUUUUCACGUUAGUCACCUAUCUUAGAAUGUAUGGCAAUGUGUCUUUACUGAUGGUUUUCACCAUUUUUUAAAGAACAAAGCAAGUAGAGUUGAAUAAAAACAGAGAGAAAACCCAAUCAUUAAAACCACAGAAUUUGAGACAUCUAAGUGCCUUAGAGAGAAAAUACAUUUACUUUGUAGCUAUAAUAGAUGUGGAAACAGUAACGUGCCACUCUGCUGAUCAGCAAAAUAAAAUAAAAACAAAAUAAUAUUUUACCUUUAAUAUAUUUGAAGGUAGGAAGGAGUGUGUUACAUUUCUCCUUUUGUAUUACAGAGUAUAUAUAUUCUAAACAUAUUUCUGUUUCCCUUAAAUAUAAUUGGAUUACAACUAAAGAUACUGUUUGCACGCAGGUGUCUUGUUCAGGCCUGCAUGGCAAAGACUGAGUAGGGUUUUAUUAACAAACUGAAAUAAGAGAAAGUCCUCUUUGUCCAUGUUGAGCCACAAAGGAUAAUCCUUGCCAAUGUGAGCUGUUAGCAGUUGCUGGUUUUGCUAUCCCUAUAUUGCAUGCACAUAGUGUCAGAAAAAUAUUGCCCGUACAGAAGUAGCAUUAGUGGAAUACUUCUAGCACUCUAGAAUUUGAAAUCUGGGCAUCUGUUUCAAAAUCUUCCUGAAAUUUUGUUUUAUUUUAAAAUAUUUCACCAUAUGAACUUCUUUGAGUAGUUUAACCUUCUAAGGUUAAGGCAGCCCAAGCUUGGCUGAGAAACAUGCAGAGCACAGAUGGAAUUUUUUAUAACUUGUUAUAUUGUUCAGAAUCUUUGUGGUUAGUGACUUAGCAAUGGCCUUUAAAUCCUCUGUAAUGGAAGCUGCUAACUCUUCAGUUUUGGGGUUGAAUAUCAGUGGAUUCAUAUAUACUUGUUCAUAUCUCAAAUUUAACUUCCAUGUGGCUGCAAUUAGCAACAGAAUUUGAUGGUGACACGAGCCACCCUAAUCACCCAAGUUGCUAUGGGAAUUCUUAAGGAAGCUUUUAGCAUCUCUGGAAGUCUCUUUGGCAGAGGAUGAGACUGCCAGAAAUUAAGAGUAGUAUAAUAUUAAAUCUACCUUUUUCUUCCCCCCAUCUUUUUCAUUAGAAACAACUUGCUACUGAGAAUAUCAGCUAUGAAAUGCAGGAACUCUCUUGGUGUUAUUGUUUCUUUUCUUUUUCCUACUGAUAAUGUCAUUGAAAAAUAAAUGGGGCUGAUCCACCCCACCCCUCAAUGCUUAAAUCUCUGUGCUUCCAUAUAUAUCUAAUCUUAAAUGGGGGGAUAGCUUUUAGGAAGGUGGGGGAUGCCCUAGUAUGGAAGGAUGAGUACUUUCUCUGUUAUUAAAUCUCUUACAUCAGACUUGGUUUGGUCUUGGACUUUCUCUUAUUCCACCUCUUCUUUUAUCAGCAAAGGGAGAAGAAAUCUUAAUAUUACUAAUAUUGGUGCUUCAUUAGGUGUGGGACCUUCAUGUUAAGCAGGCCUCCUUUGUAUUUUUUGUAAAUGUUCUUUUCUUUCUGAAUUUUUAUUACUGGUACUUCUGCACCACUGUAAUAGUCUUUAGGAAAUCCUGUGACAUUUUGGCAUUGAAACUACAAAUAUGUAGUCACCUUCUGGUCCUGCGGUGUCCAUGUUUUUUAUAAGGGCUACUAUAAACCAAAAAGAAAACUGUUUGACUAUCUUUUUAGAAUGAGUUUUUCUGGUAGUCAAUCAUUAUGCGUGCUUCUAUCAACAAAUUAGUCCAUACCUAAGAAAUAGCUUCUAGCCAAUAGUGUGUUUACAUAAUCACCCAUUUCAAGGAGUUCUACAAUAUUUUUUUUCUGAAACACUGAACCUACAAAUGUAAUUAGAUAUGUGUAUCUUUCAUCUUGUAUAUACCUUUGAUUCUUCCUUCUGUAUCUUACAGGAUUACUUGGUACCUUUGCAAAGAUUUGUCCGAGAUCCUCAAUUAAUAAAAAUCAGUGUCACAAUACUAUGUGCUACCACUUUAUACCAGUUGAAGAUCUGAUCUUUGUGCAAAUAUUGAGCAAUACUUUAUAAGUUGAUGCUAGACGCCGAAACAAG
Molecule: messenger RNA, 3274 nt
Organism: Python bivittatus (Burmese python)
Lineage: Eukaryota; Metazoa; Chordata; Lepidosauria; Squamata; Pythonidae
Gene: SYPL2
Product: synaptophysin like 2
Cellular component (GO): synaptic vesicle membrane; synaptic vesicle
Source: RefSeq, a predicted model, not a curated record